AUGGACUCUCAUGGGGUAUUGCCGAAUGGACUCAUGAAUUAUGGACAAACCAGAUCCCACGAGCGACAUAACAUCACACAAGAGAUAAGCCACAUUAAGGCUGAGGCAGGCUCCCGACUCUUCGUCGGAACGAACAUAACAUAUGAAGGAGCAGCGCCGAAGAAAGAUGAGAUCUUGAACUGGCUCGAUCCAGAAAAUCUAAGAAUCUCUCAAUACAAAGAGCAUAUUAGGCAUCGUGAAGACCGAGUGGACGAUACAGGAGAAGACUUUCUCAACGGUGAUUUCAAAGAAUGGGCGUCCUCGAACAAGAGAUUUCUAUGGUUGAGAGGACAAGUUGGGUCCGGAAAAACUAUAAUAUGCUCGCAUCUGAUCGAGAAUAUUCCAAAAAUCUUGAAAAUCAUCCCUCCGGGAGUCACUUCAAACAAUGCUCACUUAGUCGCCUAUUAUUACUGCUCAUUCAGCGACAAUUCUACCUUCGAUGUUGGCAAUUUUCAAAGGUCAAUCAUCGCACAGCUUCGAGAAAAGUAUGGUCUUCUGCCUGAAUUGAAAGAGCUAUAUGAUAAUUGUGCGCCAUUUCCUCCUUCGACAGUCCAGCUAACAACAUUGCUUCUGUCAAUUAUCAGCUCACUCGAAGGUUCCUCCGCCAUAUUGACGAAUUCAGAACAAAACGAAGCCUGUCGGAGUAUUACUUUGGUCAUUGAUGGAUUGGAUGAGGUCCCCCUUGGAAAGCCACGGGAUGGUUAUCUUCAGUUUAUUGAGAAGCUGUCCUCGAUCCAAAAUCCGAACUUCAGAAUUGUCAUUGUGAGCCGUGAGGAGGGGGAUUUAAAAGCAUCCUUCCCAAAGGACCAAUGGAGAUGGCUCAUGCGAGAUGUUGCACACGUAACCAUUGAUAUUGAACAAUUUGUUCGGGCACGAAUCUCCAAUCAUAGGAGACUUAACUCUCAGUCUACCGAGAUCAAGAGCCUGAUCUCUCGAAGACUUAGUCAAGGCUCUGAGGGAAUUUAA
Molecule: messenger RNA, 1005 nt
Organism: Botrytis deweyae
Lineage: Eukaryota; Fungi; Ascomycota; Leotiomycetes; Helotiales; Sclerotiniaceae
Exons: 4
Coding region: 1-1005 (334 amino acids)
Source: RefSeq, a predicted model, not a curated record